UCCCAGCAGCACACACUUGCUGCUGAAAGGAAGAACUGAAACUACAGCACUGUGUGCGACUCAUAAUCCAUGCCAUUUAGGACGUAUGCAGAAAACGCCCACUUCCUCUGCUCCUCUUCUGCACUGGAAAAAGCCGAUGCCAUGGUUUUGGCGUGAAAAGCGGGUGUAUUUGUGAGGACUGGACUCAGCCAAACACAGUUUCAGGUGUCAGCUGGAAGUGGGUGUGUAUGUGUGUAAGAGUGUGUUUGUGAGCUUGAGUGCGUGAAGGCACGUGUGUUUUCCCAGCCCAGUCGGUGUUUAGAGCAGAGUGUGGCCUGAACACAUCUUACAGGGACAAUGAGUGAGCUGGAACAGUUGCGACAGGAAGCUGAGCAACUACGCAAUCAGAUCCGGGAUGCCAGAAAAGCCUGCAGUGACUCCACUCUGUCACAGAUCACAGCUGGUCUGGACUCAGUGGGCCGGAUACAGAUGCGGACACGCCGCACUCUCAGAGGCCACCUGGCCAAGAUCUAUGCAAUGCACUGGGGGAGUGACUCCAGUGACGAAAGUCCCAGGUUACUUGUCAGUGCCUCACAAGAUGGAAAACUGAUCAUCUGGGACAGUUACACAACAAAUAAGAUGCAUGCCAUCCCACUGCGCUCCUCCUGGGUGAUGACUUGCGCCUACGCCCCAUCUGGGAACUAUGUGGCCUGCGGAGGUCUGGACAACAUCUGCUCCAUAUACAGCCUGAAAACCCGUGAGGGCAAUGUUCGCGUCACCCGAGAGCUGCCUGGACACACGGGUUAUUUGUCCUGCUGUCGCUUCUUGGAUGACAACCAGAUACUAACCAGCUCUGGAGACACCACCUGUGCAUUGUGGGACAUAGAGACCGGCCAGCAGGCCACAUCUUUCACUGGCCACACAGGUGAUGUGAUGAGCUUGUCUCUCAGUCCAGACUUCAAGACUUUUGUGUCAGGGGCUUGUGACGCCACUUCCAAGCUGUGGGAUAUCCGCGAUGGCAUGUGCAGGCAAUCCUUCACCGGCCACGUGUCCGACAUCAACGCCGUCUGUUUUUUCCCCAAUGGAAAUGCAUUUGGCACGGGCUCAGAUGAUGCCACUUGUAGGCUGUUCGACCUGCGUGCCGACCAGGAGCUGAUGAUGUAUAGCCACGACAACAUUAUCUGCGGCAUCACCUCUAUAGCCUUCUCCAAGAGCGGACGCCUCCUCCUAGCCGGCUACGAUGACUUCAACUGCAACGUCUGGGACACUCUGAAAGGGGAGCGUGCAGGUGUGCUAGCAGGUCACGACAACAGAGUGAGCUGCUUAGGGGUGACGUCGGACGGCAUGGCUGUGGCCACCGGGUCCUGGGACAGUUUCCUCCGGAUCUGGAACUAAACAAAUCUCUCGCCUGACUUACUCAAUCACUGCCCACCACCUUAGUCUCGCAACCCCACCUUUUCCAACUCAUCUGGGCUGGACCUGAGGGGUGCACACUGUCCCGUGAAACCCUUUUAACUCCUCACAGCUGGUGACCUCCCCACCUGUGAGAACUCUUUACCUAAUUUUGUUUUGUUUGUUUUUGUUUUUUUUUUGUCUUUCCCACCCAGCUUUUACACAGCAUCAAGCCUUUCAGUAGAGUUGUCCAAUCAAAACUAAGAAAGCAAAAUUAAAGUCAUGAAACUGAAGGAUUAAAAAGAGGAUUUUGCCCAUAUCUAACUCUUUUCUAGGGGGCAAUAAAGUGCAUCUUUUGCCGUGACUAACAAGAUUAGCUUCAGUGUGUAAUAUGUAAAUGUAUAUAUGUAUACCAUUAUGUGUGUAUAUAUAUGCAUAGUAUAUGCAUAUAUAAUGUUUAUGUAUAUAUUUUUGUAGUUUAUUUCCCACCUUUGAGAUUUUUUUUUUUUUUUUUAAUAAUUUUGCUUUAAAUGUGUGUUUUAUUCUAAACGGAGAGUCGUAUAACUAGUUAGUACGAUUUACUGUAUCCCAGAAAGUGAAAGGAUUCAGCAACAUAUCAUAAGUUUACCUUUAGAGCCUCGUGAAAAAUUGUCUUUGCUUUAGUCAAGCUAGUUCAGCCAGUUUCAAAAGAAGAUGAAGCAUGUACUAUAAAUUUAGAAAUAUAAUUUGGCCUGACUAAACUUAAUUUCUUAAUUUGUAUGUGUAUUAGGGACUUUUCUUUUGAUGAGAAUAGCUGCCUCGCCUCUACUCGAUGGCUGAGGUGUCAGUUCUUUGGACGGUGAAUAUAAGAAGCGCCAUAUAUUUCCUGCAAAUCAACUGCAGUGCGAUUAUUACUAGUAAACCGAGGUAAUUGAAUCCCUACCUCUUGUAGACUAUUUUUGUCUUCUGCCCUUUUUCAAAUUUAGUUCAGUUUCUUUUGUUCCUCUAGAAUUAAACUGUGCAGAGGUGGCACAGGCCAUUCUCUCGCUGUGAUUCUGCAACAAUGGAGGCCUGCAAGAACACCAUUUGGUCAGUAUGAGUGGUGGUUAAGAGUUUGAUGUCUUUGCUAAUAAAGACUUCUUCAGCAAAUAUCUGAGAAGAGAAGAAGACAUUCAAAGAUGCCUGUCAUAGCUCAUCCUGUUACUUUUUUCUGUCUUUUUUUUUUUCAUUUUUUCUCACCUUUUCCUCCUAAAUGAAGGAUCAGAGUCCUGUUUGUCAUUAAUAAGGUGUAAAUUAAGUAACUGUGCUACCCCAAAAUCACACUAGUGCGAAAACACAGAAAACAAAAUAAAUAUUGAACCCUUUCAGUAUUUUUGUUCCAACGAAAAAUGUCAUGAACUGUUAAUAUGAAUAGUGGGUGGGGGGGGGAGUAUACUCAUUAGACGGAUAUGUACACUUAGAGAACUAUAAAUGCAUUCACAAACUGUAGUUCAAACGUAAACAUCACUUAUGUGACUUAUUUAUACAUAGAAGUGGAAUCUAUGAUUUAAACUAUUAUCAUGCAUCUCCCGUUACUUUUGGAUUCUUCAAACGCACGCACACAAAUCAAGCGUGUGAGUUGGACCUAUUCAUCAGCUGUCUCAGGUGCCUACCUCCAAGUAUAAACCUUUUGAGCCAUGUGGGCUGGAUUAAGGAGGAUGUGUGCACCUUUGACAUGUGGCACUGCCGUGUCUCCAUUCUGCCUUACUACACCAUUCAUAUUAGAAGAUAAUAUUAGCAUUGACAACAGUAAUGUUUUCUCUUGUGAUUCCUAUUUGCGUCCAAAUCAGUAGGCGAGUGUGACUUUUCUUUUUCCUUCUCCUUAUCGAAGCACAUUCUGAUACUAGUGAACACUAAAGCAUUUGCUUACAGAAAACCACUUCAACCCCUCCACACUGCUUUGUAAAGCAUCACAUUUUAUAUAAUUCUGCUUUUUACUACUGCUACUGUCAAAUUUUUUUGUACUUACCAAGGUUCAGUCAGCUGGCAUGCCGUGAUUUGCAAACUUUUUCUUUUUUUUUCCUGCUACCUCUUCACAUUAAUGAAUCCAUCCUGAGAAUGUUAACUGAUAACAGUAUUUUAUUUUUGUUUGUUUUUAAAAUCCUGAGAAUAUCUUUGAGGUGUGUAGGAUGAAAUGUAUCAUCUUCAUUUGUGCCAAGCUUACCCACAGACCCUGAGCUGUGAACUGUAAACUAGUCUGCAUCAACAAAAAACCACAAAACUUGUUAAUUAAGUGCCAAUCUUCUUCUUCUCCAUGAAAUCAUCACAUGAGUGUCUCACUUAAAAGCCAAUCUGCUGCCUGAUCAAACAAGUUGACUGUUUACAUCUGACAAGGAGCUUUCGUUUCCCAAAGUGUCAUGCUGGCGGCACUCAUUAGACUCAAGUUUCUAUUUUAGUCAGUGGACAUCAGGUGUCCUCCAAUACAGAUGACAAAAUGAUAGACAGAUUGGUUACUUAAAGGAACAGUGUGUCAUUUUGAGAAGCGUUUUCUUCCUGACUGUCUGCUGUUAAGAUACAUGACGCUUUUGUCAAGGUUAAGACGAAGGCGACAUGUCUCAUCUGUUUUAGCAUAAUUAGCUGCAUGUUUAAGCUGAUUGCCCAGCAACUUGAUUUUGCAUCAUGCCCUGUGACCAUCGUUACAUGUAAGUGAAGUUGUUACGUUGCUCUUUUGCUAUUUGUGCAUUAUUUCAGAUACCAGUAUUCAGUCUGUGACGUCGAUAUGAAGGGGUUGUGAUAUUUGCUUAAUGCGUUUCUUGUAAAAGCAGAUGCUGAGGAGGCAGUCAUCCCCCUGAAAGAUCAGAUUUGCUCUGAUCGGUUGUCCUUAUUGACCUAAGCAUCCGCCUCCCAGCAUUUCACACCAGCUCUGCUGUAUAAUUGGACCCAAAAUGGCAAAAGCCUGCGUGGUACACAAUCAACUUUGAUCCUCCUUGGAGCAACAAAAUCCAAAUCUAUUAAAAAAAAAAACAUGCCAAGAGAAUUACAUUUUUGUCAUCGUUAUUGGGACCCAGACACUGGGAUGUAAAUGACUUGUAGCAAAAGGCAUCAAAAUAGUUUCAGAGAAAAAUUUAUUUUGUGAUGGGGAUUACCGGACAGUGAUAUAAUGCUGUUUGUUUAUGUGGUUCAAUAGUAUUAUGGGUUUCUUUGUUAUUGUUUGUGACAUUACGUGUGACCCUUAUGACACUGAUCUGUACACUUACAAUUCAAAAGGAAAAAAAACAACUCUUCAUUUCUAGGUAGUUAGGAAAACUUCUAGUCUUUGAGUUUUCAGUAACCAGAAGGUAGUCUCUGCCGGAGCCCGUUUUCAGGGAAACCAGUGUAGAUCUGGGUUCUUCCUGAACUCAUGCUGCACAUUUCUAUCAUUUGUGGAUUAUGCCUAAUCUUGCAGGAACAUAGAGAGCAGGUACUAAUUUCUUUCACUUGUUUUAAAGACCAAGAUGUAUCGCAACAGUACGCUUGCAGUCACACUUGAUGACAUUCACCGUGUACUGUACAAGUUAAAGGUAGCUUUGUAUGAUCAUGAAACCUUCAUUAAGUGUUGAGCUAUGUCAUUAAACCCAUCUUGUCACUUCUAUACUCCACCUGGAGCUGCGUAAAAUAAUCAAACACUGUGCCCCUUUUUUUAAAAACUGAAAAAAGGGAAUGUCAUCAUGAAAGAGAGAUAUUAAGACAGCAAACAUUUCUCUGUAAAUCAUCAGUAUUAGCAGCUGAAACCUGGACUAGAAGCACUUUGAGGCAUCUGUGCAGUUCACUCAUGCAAGUUCAAUCAAGAAAGGUGCUUGAUUUUAUUUAACUUCACAUUACUGUAUCUACUCCAGGUGUUUUCAGAUUAUUUCCUCAAACUGAUGACCAACCUACCCGAUACUACAAAAUGUUUCUAGUAUUUAAGCAGUUGAUGGCCAGUGUUGAUCCUCUGAGGGCAGAUGUGCUAAUGUCAUGACUGCAGUUUGUGCAACCCCCAAUUUAAUCUGAAUAUGACAAAAACCGGCCACCGUUGCAGAACUGCACGGCCCUUUGACUCCACAACCUACUGCUCUGACAUUCUUUUAACUUUGAUUUUGUCUGUUGUAUGUUUUAAGCCAGUAAAGACCAGGGACUUGGUGCCAUGAUAAUUCUCUUACAGUGCUAUGUGUGAAAAUUAUAAUCAAUUGUUAUGGAAUAAUUUUUAUAGUCUUUUUCACACCAGACUUUCUUUUUUUUUUUGUAUUUGUACAGUGGCUUGGUGAUAUGUUGCCUUGAGUUAUUGUAACCAAUAAAAAAAAAAAAAGCUUUUAACCAA
Messenger RNA from Cololabis saira (Pacific saury), 5665 nucleotides. RefSeq names its product guanine nucleotide-binding protein subunit beta-4. NCBI's taxonomy places the organism in Eukaryota, Metazoa, Chordata, Actinopteri, Beloniformes, Belonidae. Gene Ontology annotation, biological process: G protein-coupled receptor signaling pathway. The transcript is spliced from 12 exons. Bases 337 to 1374 code for a protein of 345 amino acids. Gene Ontology annotation, cellular component: heterotrimeric G-protein complex; cytoplasm. Gene Ontology annotation, molecular function: signaling receptor complex adaptor activity; protein binding. The record is from RefSeq and is a predicted model, not a curated record.